Messenger RNA from Vespa mandarinia (Asian giant hornet), 4015 nucleotides. It is a transcript of the gene Upf2, whose product is annotated as UPF2 regulator of nonsense mediated mRNA decay. Gene Ontology annotation, molecular function: protein binding; RNA binding. Gene Ontology annotation, biological process: nuclear-transcribed mRNA catabolic process, nonsense-mediated decay. NCBI's taxonomy places the organism in Eukaryota, Metazoa, Arthropoda, Insecta, Hymenoptera, Vespidae. Gene Ontology annotation, cellular component: cytoplasm; exon-exon junction complex. The record is from RefSeq and is a predicted model, not a curated record.
UAAUUUUGACAUCUACAAUAGAGUGCGCUCUUGUAUAUCCGCAUCAUUACAUACACCGUUUACUAUCUUACAAAAAGAGAAGCUUCAUACUUACGCUGUCCAUCUUUUUAAUAUAAGAUCUUAUUGCGUUUCUAGAACAUACUUAAAUAUGUCGGAAACAGAUAACGUUGGGCAAGAAAUGGAGGCAUCUGGUGAACCUGAUGCAGUGUCAGAAGAAGAUAGACAGUAUUUAUUGGAAUAUGUAAAGGAAACUGAACAAAGAUUAACAAACAAAGAAGAAAUUAGAGCUGCCAAUUUGAAUCCUACAAGACCACCAGAUACAUAUUUCAGUAAAUUGGAUUCCAGUCUUAAAAGAAAUACAACAUUUGUCAAAAAGCUUAAAAAUUUUAGCAUGACUCAGUUAGAUGCUGUUCUAAAAGAUAUGGCUAAUUUAAAUUUGACAAAAUAUGUUAGUGAAGUUGCUACUGCAUUAGUCGAUGCUAAAUUGAAAAUGAAUGAUAUAUCAUCAGCAAUUAAAGCUUGCAGCUUUUUACAUCAGACAUAUGCAGAGUUUUCUGCACACUUUUUUGAAAAUUGGCAAAGAAUAUUAUCUUUAAAAAUUGGAGAAAAAAUUGCUAAUCCAAGUAAACUAAGAGUAGAUUUACGUUUUUAUGCAGAACUUGUAAAUGCUGGGAUUUUUACGCACAAACAAGGUUUACCACUUCUUGGUUCUGUAUUAACAGUUUUAAUUAACAUGGAUAAAGAAGAACACAAUAAUGCAAGUAUUAUAUUAAGUUUUUGUCGUCAUUGUGGAGAAGAUUACGCAGGUCUUGUUCCUAGAAAAGCAAGGGAAUUAUCAGAAAAAUUGAAUAUCCCAAUACCUAAGAGCAAAUUACUCUCUCCUGACAAACAACAAAAUGUAAGAUUUUUAUUACGCGAUUAUUAUAAUUCAUUGUGUAAACAUUUGCUGAAAGAACAUAAAGAACUUCAAGCUUUUGAAAAACAAAAUCGUAAGAUUUUACAAACUAGAGGUGAAUUGAGUGCAGAAAGAAAAGAGAAAUUAGAAUCCCUUCAAGUAUCUUAUGAACGUCUUUUUAAUGGAGUACAAAGUUACUCUGAUACCUUAGAUGAACCAAUACCUGAACUUCCUGUAGAUAUUGAAAUGAAGGCAGAAGCUGAGGAAACAUUAAAAAUGAUUAACGAAGGAGAAGAAAAUAGCAUUUUGGAAGAUAUGUGGGGGGAUGAAGAAACAAGACGAUUCUAUGAAGUGCUGCCUGAUUUAACAGUAUUUUUACCAGGAUCAUAUCUAAAAGAAGUACCAAAACCUGAUGCUCCUAUUACGGAAGAAACUUUGGACGAAGAAAUAACAUUUGAUGAAUUAGAAGAGACUGAAAAAGUGGAUGAACCAGAAGUGGAAACAGAAGAACCUCAAGUUUCCAACAUAAGUAAUAAAAUAUUAUUAGAUGCAUUUCUUAGUCAUUUGCCAAAUUGUGUCAAUCGCGAGAUGAUUGACAAUGCAGCAGUUGAUUUUCUCAUCAAUUUGAAUACAAAGCAUAAUAAAAAGAAAUUAGUAAAAGCAUUAUUUGGUGUUUCUAGGAUACGUUUAGAUUUGCUGCCAUUCUAUUCUCGUUUAGCUGCAAUUCUGUAUCCUGUAAUGCCAGACGUAGCAAAUGAUUUGUGUUUAAUGCUAAAACAUGAUUUCAAAUAUCACGUCCGAAAAAAGGAUCAAAUUAAUAUUGAAUCAAAGAUAAAAGUGGUACGUUAUAUAGGCGAGCUUGUAAAAUUUAAACUUUAUUCAAAAAUAGAAGCAUUAUACUGUCUGAAAGUAUUGCUUCAUGAUUUUACUCACCAUCAUAUUGAGAUGGCAUGUAAUUUGUUAGAAACUUGUGGAAGAUACCUCUUUUGUUCUCCUGACUCUCAUCAAAGAACAAAGGUCUAUUUGGAACAGAUGAUGCGUAAAAAGGCUGUUACUGCCUUAGAUUCCCGUUAUGUAACAAUUAUUGAAAACGCAUAUUAUUUUGUAAAUCCUCCCGAAUCAACUGGUGGAGUAUCUAAAAAAGAUAGACCUCCUAUUCAUGAAUUCAUCAGGAAACUUCUCUAUCAAGAUCUUUCUAAAACGAAUACGGAUAAGGUACUUAAAUGGAUGAGGAAAUUAGACUGGGAAGACGAAAGUGUAUCUUCAUAUGCUAUAAAAUGUCUCACUGCUGCAUAUAAUGUAAAGUAUUUAAAUAUUCGAUGUGUUGGAAGUUUAUUAGCUGGAUUAGUAGCACAUUAUGAAACAAUAGGUCCUCAUGUGGUAGAUGGUGUAUUAGAAGACAUAAGACUGUGUAUGGAAAUUAAUUUGCCUAAAUACAAUCAACGUCGCAUUGCCAUGGUUAAAUAUCUUGGAGAAUUGUAUAAUUAUCGUAUGGUUGAAAGUGGUGAUAUCUUUAGAACUUUAUAUCUAUUAAUUACAUUCGGUGUCAGCAUGGAUCAUUCUGUUCCAAGUGUUCUUGAUCCACCCGAUCACUUAUUUAGAAUUAGAUUAGUAUGUACACUUUUAGAAACCUGUGGACAAUAUUUUAGUGGAGGUUCAAGUAAGAAAAAGCUUGACUAUUUUUUGGUAUUCUUUCAAAAUUAUUAUUGGUUUAAAUAUACAGAUCCUAUAUGGACUUCUGAAAAUCCCUUUCCCGUAGGAAUAGAUUAUAUGUAUCGAGAUACUUUGACAAUGCUUAGACCAAAAAUGCAACUUUUUCAAAGUUAUAAAGAAGCGCAAUGUGCUAUAGAAGAAUUAAGGAACAUAUUGUAUCCAUCCCUAGGAAGUACUACUACAGAAGACAUUGAGCAUACAGAGGGAGAAUCUGAUAUGAGUGUAAUUGUAGAAGGAGAUGAAGAAUUGCUUGUAACAUCUGGAAAUGGAAGUGGCGACGCAAAAGGAAUGGGAGAUUUACAUUUUGAAGAAUCUGAAGAUUGUUCAGAAGCACAAUCUGAAGAAGAUUGGACAGCAGAAGCGGAAAGAGAUGAUACCAUGGGAACUCAGGAAAAUACUCAAGGAGAUCAAAGUCUAUCGGAAGGUGGUACUGAAGGAGUUAUAAUGGAUGGUACUGAAUUAAAUGCUGCUCUUCCAGCAGGUCCAAAAAAGAUGACGUGUCCUGAAGAUGAUGAUUUUCUUUCUGCACUUGAUAAAAUGGUAUCCGAUAAUAUACAGGAUAGAAUGCGUGAUGCUGUUAAACCACAACAAGUUGAUAUAUCUGUACCAUUACAUAUAAAAAGUACAAAAAAAACGUACGAGCAAUUGCAAGUGCAAUCAUCUGAUAAUUCUACUAUGGACUUCAUACUUAUGCUGAGGAAGGGUAAUAAACAACAAUAUAAAAAUUUAGCUGUGCCAGUAUCAUCAGAAUUAGCUAUGAAUCUUAGAAAUCGCGAACAAGAACAAAAGGAGGAGAAAGAACGUGUAAAAAGAUUAACUUUGAAUAUAACAGAAAGACAAGAAGAGGAAGAUUAUCAAGAAACUAUAAAUCAAGGUACACGGCCGGUAACAGUAAAUCUAAAUAGAGAACGACGACAAAAGUAUAAUCAUCCUAAAGGUGCACCAGACGCUGAUCUUAUAUUCGGACCAAAAAAAAUUCGGUAAAUUCAUGCAGCACUUGCUCUGAAAAGAUAUUAUUUUGUACUUUGUGAACACCGCGUAGUCUCACUCUACGGAAUUUUGACCAAUGUGAAACAGUGCAAUUGUAAUUAUACAUCAUACCUUCUACUUUUAAUUAAAGAUGCAACAUCUAUUGUUUAUAUAGAUUCGUCUUCCCUUCGUUUUGUUAUUAGCUUUAAGAGUAGUAUUGUUGAAUAACUUGUGAAUGGGUGCACGAUUGCAUGCAAAAAAUCAUGUUAGAAACUGUUACUAUCGAGCAAGUCAAAUCAUAAUAUACUGAGAAUAAUACUUUUCCAAAUGCUUCAAUGUAAUACUUAUAAUUAAUCUUAUUUUCUAAUGGUUUGUAUAAUAUGCGCAUCAUGACUAAGAACUCUCUUAUGUACAAAUAAAUAUUUCUAUAAAAAUUGU